CGUAAAGUGAGUGCGUUGCACAUGUGUCAGUGAUUUCGGUUGAAUCAGUUAAUUAGGAACAAGCUUUUUAUUAAAGCAUACAUCAAUAAUAAAAAAAAAUAGAUCAUGGUUUGCAAAGCUCAAGUAUGUCUCGUUCAAUUUAAUAUGCCCUAUGAGGCUAACCAUAAACUUUGGACUGGCAACAAAUUUCCCUUAUAUGUAUCUACACGUGUGAAAGAUCUUUACAACUUUAUCGAAGAACAUUAUCAUAUGCAACCAGACAGUUUUAGAUUGCUUCUAUACACGUCGUCAUGCACAAUGAUUGACUUGUCCAAGAUGAAAGACAAAACGAUGGAGCAGAUUGGAGUGGAUUUUUCAAUUGAUCCGAGUUCACCUGAUAUGAAAAAUACUCUGUUUGUCGUUGAUCCAACAGAACCUUUUGUUAUUGAUCUAGCACCGUCCCGGAAAAACAUGGGUUACAAUUUGCCAACGUUUAAUGUAACAGGUGCACCAUCCCUUCAUCCACGAUGGACUGAGGAAAAUAUUGUUAGGGAAGACGUUAGAGAAGAUGUUAGGGAUGGUAGAGAAGAAGUUAAUUUCAGAAGUUGUAUUAAAACUGAAACAAGUUAUGUCGGUUUAGUCAAUCAAGCAAUGACUUGUUACUUGAACAGUCUUCUCCAAGCUUUAUAUAUGACACCAGAAUUUCGUAAUGCACUUUACAAUUGGGAAUACAUAGAUAGUUUAGAGAAAGAUGAAGCUUUAAGCAUACCAUAUCAAUUACAAAAGUUAUUUCUUAAUUUACAGACGUCUACAAGAUCUGCAGUAGAGACUACAUCUUUAACGAAAAGUUUUGGAUGGGAUUCUACUGAAGCAUGGCAACAACAUGAUAUUCAAGAGCUUUGUAGAGUUAUGUUUGAUGCAUUGGAACAGAAAUUCAAAAAUACAGAACAAGCGGAUCUAAUCAAUAGACUUUACGAAGGAAAGAUGACCGAUUACGUCAAAUGUCUUGAAUGUGGAACAGAGAAAUCAAGAGAAGAUACAUUUCUUGAUAUCCCAUUACCAGUUAGGCCGUUUGGAAGCAAUGUUGCAUAUAACAGUGUGGAAGAAGCAAUUAGAGCAUUUGUUCAGUAUGAAACAUUGGAAGGAGCUAAUCAAUAUCAUUGUGAAAAGUGCAAUAAAAAAUGUGAUGCGCAUAAAGGACUGAAGUUUACAAAAUUUCCAUAUCUAUUAACUUUACAUCUCAAGCGGUUUGAUUUUGAUUACAAAACCUUCCACAGAAUCAAGCUUAAUGAUAAAGUCACGUUUCCGUACGUAUUAAAUUUGAACUCUUUUAUUUCGUCCACAACGAGUCAAGAAUCUCCUGGUGGUGAAGAAGAUAUUGGUUUAGGUAUCAAAUGCGAUGAUAGUUCCACGACAGACAGCGGUACAUUAGAUGAUGAUUGUGCGCCGUGUGACAACAGUCUUUCCAAUAGUAAUCAUUCAGCCAGUCAUGAUCAAGACGAUGAUGAAGGUAUUGAUAUGAGCAAUGGACCAUCGACGUCGAGUUGUACUACGCAUAAUCAUGAGAAUGAAAAAAAUCGCAAUGCUUGUAUGCUGGGAAAAGGUCCAUACACCUAUGAACUAUUCUCAAUCAUGAUUCAUAGCGGCAGUGCAAGUGGAGGCCAUUAUUAUGCUUAUAUAAAAGAUUUCAGAACACAAGAAUGGUUAUGUUUUAAUGACCAAAGCGUAACUCAAAUAACUGACGACGAUAUUCAUAAAACAUAUGGCGGUGGACCUUCGAGAGUGUACUAUAGCGGUGCAUAUAGCAGUAGCACAAAUGCAUAUAUGCUCAUGUAUAGGCAAAUCGAUAGUGCUCGUAAUGCUUUACCUAUGCAAACUCAAGAUUUUCCGCAACACAUUCAGGAGUUAUUAAAGAAAAUGAAAGAAAGUGAAGAUAAUGAUAGAAAAAAUCGUGAAAAAAUGUCUAUACCUAGGUUGAAAGUGUACUGUCAUCAUCCGGUAGAAGGGAAAUUGAUGAAUGUUAAAUUAUUUGUCAUGCCUGAUAUCACUUGGACCGAAGUAACAGAAAAAGCGUAUAAAAAAUUUGGUCUUGAAAAUGUAGUGAGUUUGGAUCAGUGUCGUUUAGUUAGUUAUGAACAUAAUACUGAUUCAAUAGAACGUAGUUACGAUGAUCGAGAGCAUGAAUCUGUUGAAAAUAUAUGGCGUAUUUCACGCCGAUUCGAUUUAUUAUUAGAAAUUCGUCGCAAAGAUCAAAAGUUUGAGACGUAUUUACCAGGUGGAGUUGCAACUAAAGUAUUUGUCAUAGAUGUAGCACGAGAUGAGGUAAUUGACGGUCCGAUUGAUAUCCGAGGUUUAUUGUCGCAAAGUGUUAAAGAAUAUAAACAAACCGUAGGAAAGAUUAUUAAUAUGGAUCCUAAGCAAAUGAAAGUAAUAUUGCAAAAAUUCACGGAAACUAGACCAGUGGAAAAUGAUAAUAGUGAUCUUCAAACUGAAGAAUUUUAUAACACAUAUAAAGUAUUCAUAUCAACGAUGUAUGAUAUAGAUAAUAGUAAACCUUUUCGAGAAUCUGCAGUAUACAGAAUUAUAGAAAAUUUUAGACAUGUUAUCUCUUUGCAUGUUCAGUUACCAGAUACCAGUAAAGAAACAUUGGAAGAAUUGAAUAUCCCAUUAUUAGAUGAUAAAUACGAAGAAAAGGAAAAGUCUGUUACUAGUGGUCCACUUAAAUUCGUUAAUGAAUCAGAUUGGGAUGUUAAUUUGAAAUGCAAUGAAACCCUGAAAAGUUGUGCACGAAUUAACGAGGAUACUACUAUCCGAAAUAUAAGUCCUCAAUUAGGGGAAGCUGAGGAAUGGAAUACUCCUGAACAAAGUAAUAGUGAAGAUAGCAGUCUUAGUGAUAGUGAUAAAACAUUGGUUGGUGAUGCACCAGAGGGUACUGAUAUUGAACCACAAUCAUGGGAUAGCGAUUAUUUUCCUACAAGAUUUGCAAAGCGCAACUAUAAGGCUCAGUUUUCUACUUCAAAGCGAUUUGAAAUAGACUGGGACAUUGAUGAUGACUCCGAUUAUUACUUUAGAGCUACACCAUAUACAGAUAGUAUUCAACAAAAUCUACUUAAAGUAUUAGUGGAUAAAAGAAUGAGAUUGAGCACGUUGAAGAAAGAUUUACAAUCAUAUGUAGGUGUAUCUGUGGAAUAUUUUAAAGUUUUUCGUAUAUCGAAUUCUGGUGAAUCAGAAUGCAAUUGUUUGAUGGAACAGCUUAGUUCAUAUGAGGAUGGUGAGAGGCUUAAUGUGAAACUCGGCCGAGCUUUGCGUAAUGGAGAAUUUAAAGUAAAAUUGUAUCAACUAUUAAUCGACUCCACUGAGCCUUACAAGUUUUUAUGUGAAUGGAUUGUCUCCAGAGAUGUGACGGUUGGACAUGCAAAAAAAGAGAUACUGGCAGAAAUAAAGAGAAAAUAUGAUAUAGAUAUACCAUAUGAAAAAUGUCGACUUAGGAAAAAGUAUUUCAAAACAGCCUCAAAAGUAUUUCUAAACGAACAAAAAUUUGAGGAUUUCCAAUUUCAUUCGCAGUUUGGAAUGAUCGUUCAAGAACUACCAGAUAAAGAGAUAGUGACAGACACCAAUCAGAUUGUCCUGUUUGUUAAAAGGUGGUUACCAGCAAAAUUGCAAUUAGGACAAUUCCAAGAAAUUGUUAUGGAUAAUAGAACUGUUGAAGAACUGAAAAAGAAACUUUCCUCAAUAUCGGAUAUUCCAGAGGAGCAUAUAGAUAUAGCAAAAGGGAAAGGCAGUUUUCCGUGUGACAAUUCUGUGCUUCGAAUCCAAAACGAGCAUGAUUGGAAUGAACAUCACGAUAGUUUUGAAGAUGGUGCCGUCUUCUUGUACAGGGACAAUAGAGAAAAACCAAAACAAUUAAAUGCUGACGAGGUAAUGGAGAUCGCUUUUAAAGAAAAUUCACGCUUAACGCCGCUUUCUACUACUUCGAGUUACAGUCCACGUCGGGAGAGAGCACUUAAAAUAUAUUUGGAUACCGAAUGAUCGUCUAUAGAGAGAGAGCACCAUUCUCCUAAAAAUGAGUUGCUAAAUAGACAUAUAUACGAACACAAAACAUUUUCACAUAAAUUAGUUAUAUGUUGGAUAUGUGCGAAAUCAAUAUUUCCUCAAAUGUUAAAUGUUUUGUGUUCCAGUGAGUCUUCAGCAUUUCAAAGCUUCCGCGUUCCUAAAGUUUUUUGUCUUUUCCUCGAAACUAUUGGAUUUUUGAAAGUGUUUGGAUUCAUGAAUUGUUAUAUAGUAACACAUAAAUCGGAGUCUCGGUAUACAUACUCAUACCUGAUUUCGAGAUUUUUAGAAUUUAUAUGAAGUGUAAAAUAUGUCCAUGAUAUCACCUGGUCUGUUGAAUCAGUUUUCCAUCUCUAGGGAUGUGUACGACAAACCAUAGGAUUUCUAAUCCGACCGAACAGAGGUACUCAGUUGAUGCAUUUCAAAAAACUCC
This is a messenger RNA of Cyphomyrmex costatus, 4462 nucleotides long. It is a transcript of the gene Usp47, whose product is annotated as ubiquitin specific protease 47. The transcript is spliced from 18 exons. The coding region runs from base 106 to 4008 and encodes 1300 amino acids. The record is from RefSeq and is a predicted model, not a curated record. NCBI's taxonomy places the organism in Eukaryota, Metazoa, Arthropoda, Insecta, Hymenoptera, Formicidae. Gene Ontology annotation, biological process: protein deubiquitination. Gene Ontology annotation, molecular function: cysteine-type deubiquitinase activity. Gene Ontology annotation, cellular component: cytosol; nucleus.